ACUCAGUGGAGUGACGAAUCCCCUCGCAUUAACAAUCGAACUAAAAAUUCUCCGAUCUCGUCUUGUGAUAAAACCACUGACGUCCAUGCACCGUCGUCGGUAGCCCAUAAAAACCUCCCUGUGCAUAAGGAGCUUUACGAGCCUUAACCUCCACCCAAAAAGCCCCCCGAAAAAUCUGUCAGACCUUGUGAACAUCGGGAUAAUAGUGUUAUUCAGUUAUUAAUCAAUCGUUUCGUGGAGUCGUUUCGUCACUCCGCGAAUAAAACAACAACAACGACAGAUGAUAAAUAGACGUUGAUUGGACGAGGGCACGACUGUUUUGGAGCAUCAAUUUCUGGACGUGGGGGACUAACGUCGGAUCAAGGGGAAUUAUUUAUUCGGAGAUUUGGGGAUUGAAUGGUGUUGACCUUGUAGAAUAAUCAUGCCUCUGUUCGGAAAGUCUCAAAAAAGUCCGGCGGAGGUUGUGAAGGCCCUCAAAGAAGCGGUCAAUGCACUGGAGCGUGGAGACAAGAAGGUUGAAAAGGCCCAGGAGGAUGUUAGCAAAAAUCUCGUACACAUUAAGAACAUGCUGUAUGGAACAGCUGAGACUGAGCCGCAGGCGGACAUAGUUGUUGCACAGUUGGCGCAAGAAUUGUACAACAGCAAUCUGCUGCUUCUUCUUGUACAAAACCUGAGUCGCAUUGACUUCGAGGGAAAAAAGGAUGUCGCUCAGGUAUUCAACAACAUUCUGCGACGACAAAUUGGCACACGAUCACCAACAGUGGAAUACAUCUGUACAAAACCAGAAAUAUUGUUCACACUUAUGUCUGGGUACGAGCACCAAGAUAUUGCACUGAACUGUGGUACGAUGCUGAGAGAGUGUGCGCGGUACGAGGCACUCGCUAAGAUUAUGAUUUACUCCGAUGAUUUUUAUAACUUCUUUAGAUACGUCGAGGUUUCUACAUUCGAUAUAGCAUCAGAUGCCUUUUCUACGUUUAAGGAAUUGCUAACAAGGCACAAAAUCUUGAGUGCCGAAUUUUUAGAAGUCAAUUACGAUAAAGUUUUUUCUCACUACCAGAGGUUGUUGAACUCGGAGAACUACGUGACACGCCGACAGAGUUUGAAACUACUCGGCGAACUUCUGCUGGACAGACACAAUUUUACAGUCAUGACUCGAUAUAUAUCGAACCCCGAUAAUCUGAAGCUCAUGAUGAACAUGCUAAAGGAAAAGUCACGUAAUAUACAAUUUGAGGCCUUUCACGUAUUCAAGGUAUUUGUUGCUAAUCCAAACAAGCCAAAACCAAUUCUGGACAUACUGCUCCGCAAUCAAGAGAAACUCAUUGAAUUCCUGACGCGCUUCCACACAGACAGAUCCGAGGACGAGCAGUUCAACGACGAGAAAGCAUAUCUCAUAAAGCAGAUCAAAGAGUUAAAGUCUGUAAAUGAUAAUUAAAAAACACCCCAACAAAACCA
Molecule: messenger RNA, 1452 nt
Organism: Diachasma alloeum
Lineage: Eukaryota; Metazoa; Arthropoda; Insecta; Hymenoptera; Braconidae
Gene: Mo25
Product: protein Mo25
Exons: 8
Coding region: 422-1432 (336 amino acids)
Biological process (GO): intracellular signal transduction
Molecular function (GO): protein serine/threonine kinase activator activity
Source: RefSeq, a predicted model, not a curated record